AUGGCGAUGCGUCUGAUCCAACGCAAGCGCUGGGCCCUUCCCAAGCAAGACAGCAGCAUCGCCCCACCACAUGUGUGGAGCAAUGCCGAUCAAGAUCCGGUUCCACCAGAAAAAUGGACCUGGACUGGAUGGACCUUUACGCAGUAUUGGCUGUCGGACUUGGUCACUGUUUCAACGUGGUCUGCGGCCAGUUCGGCGUAUGCAUCUGGCCUCUCUGCAACCGACACAGUGUUGUUGACACUGGUCGCAGCACUGUGCAAUGCUAUACCCACAGUCCUCAAUGGUGCCGUUGGCGCUGACCUUCACAUUCCGUUUCCUGUGGCUAUUCGGGCAAGCUAUGGCACGUACUUCGGGUACUUCUGUGUUGCCUCGCGUGCUGCGCUGGCAAUGUUCUGGUUUGGUAUCCAGAGCUCUUAUGGAGGGCAAUGUGUAACUCCGAUCAUCACCGCUAUUUGGCCAAGCUACGCCAAUCUCCCUAAUCAUUUACCAGCAUCGGCAGCCAUCACGACGCAGGGCAUGGUAUCCUAUGUCAUAUACCAUGUCAUUCAAACGCCGUUCCUCUUCAUCCCCACCCAUAAGUUACAAUAUAUGUUUAUUUUCAAGUCCACUCUUGUACCACCCAUGGCACUAGCUAUGGUCAUCUGGAUAUCUGUCAAGGCUGGAGGAGGAAGUGCGAUAUUCCAUGAACCACCUACUGUUCAUGGCGCCGAGCGAGCAUGGCUAUGGCUUACCAAUAUGACUUCAAUCACCGGCGGCUUUUCAACACUCGCGGUCAACAUUUCUGACUUCUCGCGCUUUAGCAAGAGGCCUGGCAGUCCAGUCUGGCAACUGCCGAUGAUUCCUCUCUUCAAAGUUCUCACCGGUCUUUUUGGUAUCAUUGCCGCCAGUGCGUCGAAGAGAGUGUAUGGUACCAUUCUAUGGAGCCCAUUGGAGAUUAUCGAUGAGUGGCAGGGCUCUUCAGGGGGACGAGCCGCAGCCUUUUUCUGUGCAUCGCUAUGGUUGUUGGCGCAAAUUUGCACUAAUGUCUCCGCUAAUUCGAUAUCUUUCGCAAAUGAUAUGACAACCAUGUGUCCAAAAUGGUUCAAUAUAAAACGUGGAAUGAUCCUGUGCAUGAUUUUAGGAGGAUGGGCACUCUGUCCCUGGAUUAUCAUUGAGAGUGGAAAGACAUUCCUCAGCUUUAUGGGAGCCUAUUCCAUAUUCAUGGCACCCUUUGCAGGCAUUCUUUGCUGCGAUUAUUGGAUCGUUAAGCGACGCAAAUACGACGUACCAGCGUUGUACGAUCCACGAGGAAUAUACUACUACAAGCUUGGCACAAAUUGGCGUGCCUUGGUUUGUAAUUUGGCGGUUAUUGUGCCGCUUCUCCCGGGAUUGGCACACUCGGUGACACCUGAUAAUGUCAGCAUCGACACCGGGCUGCAACAUCUUUAUGCUAUCAACUACCUUUAUGGCUUCUGCCUUUCCUUUACACUUUACUUUGUGUUGAAUCAUUUCUGGCCCGAUCAAGCGACGCUGAUCCCAGCAGUCGUUCCGGGGGUGGUUCGCCCUCUAAAUGCCGUUGAUUCGGAUUUGGAGGCAGAAUUCAAUGUGGACAGGAUGGUGGAAUCUGCUGAUAAAUUGAAACACUAG
Molecule: messenger RNA, 1626 nt
Organism: Penicillium longicatenatum
Lineage: Eukaryota; Fungi; Ascomycota; Eurotiomycetes; Eurotiales; Aspergillaceae
Product: nucleobase cation symporter-1 family protein
Exons: 5
Coding region: 1-1626 (541 amino acids)
Biological process (GO): transmembrane transport; nucleobase transport
Cellular component (GO): plasma membrane
Molecular function (GO): nucleobase transmembrane transporter activity
Source: RefSeq, a predicted model, not a curated record